Molecule: messenger RNA, 4373 nt
Organism: Hippocampus comes (tiger tail seahorse)
Lineage: Eukaryota; Metazoa; Chordata; Actinopteri; Syngnathiformes; Syngnathidae
Gene: kif28
Product: kinesin family member 28
Exons: 30
Coding region: 674-4153 (1159 amino acids)
Biological process (GO): microtubule-based movement
Molecular function (GO): ATP binding; microtubule motor activity; microtubule binding
Source: RefSeq, a predicted model, not a curated record
CGCAGACGCGACGGAGCGUGCACUCAGUGCAGUCCCUCCCAAGCCCCUCGCCCCUCCCCUUUCUCUUCUGGUCUACCUCUCUGAGCAUGGCAGCAGAGCCACUGCCAAACCUCGCUUCAGACACGUGGAAAAAGAGAGAGCGACAUAGAGAGAGCGACAUAGAGAGAGAGAGAGAGAGAGAGAGAGAGAGAGAGAGAGAGAGAGAGAGAGAGAGAGAGAGAGAGAAGGAAAAUGACAGAGCCGGCUCUCGAGGGAGGGUGCCGGCUGUCAUCGUUCACUUCAAAGAGCCGACUGUUUGUACCGGCUCGUUCGCGACCGACACAUCACGACAACAAACGCUAAAAUGGCCUGGUAAAUGAUGUCGCGCGCACACAUGAAUGAUUCAUGGGAGCAACCGGCAGGCAGGGUGAAAGUGAAAACUGAUCUGCUCUUAAACCUCACCAGCUAGUCAUAUAGGAGGAAAUGAAAAUAACCCACACAAGUAGCAUUCUGUGCUGCUAACUAUUUCAAGGAAUGUUUUAUUUUCUUAUUCCCUGCACGUCACAGUGUCUCAUUAUUCAGUAUGUAACAGGACAAAAGUGUGUGUGCGUGUGUGUUUGUGUGUGCGUGUGCAUGUGCGCGCGCGCGAUUGUCCCCUGGUCUGUUUCAUUCCUCCACUGAGAAAGCAUCAACUAUGCAUGGCAGGGACUGUGUCAAGGUGGCUGUUAGAGUCCGACCGUUCAACAAGAGGGAAAGGGAUGCAGGCAGCCGCUGCGUCGUUACCAUGACAGCGAGUUCCAUCAGCAUCCAGGACCCACGUGACUCUCAGUGCCGCCGCUCCUUCUGCUUCGACUACGCCUACUGGUCCCACAGUGGCUACGUAGUCCAGGACCGCACUGGCCUCUACCUGCCCGAGGAGGCGGGCGGGCGCUAUGCAGACCAGGAAUGUGUGUUCCAGGACCUUGGGGAAGGAAUACUAGAGAAUGCACUCCAGGGUUACAACGCCACCCUGCUGGCUUACGGACAGACUGGCUCUGGCAAAAGUUACUCGUUGGUGGGUUACAGGCCCAAUAAAGGCCUAGUUCCCAAACUGUGUGAUCGACUCUUUGAAGCCAUUAAAGAAAACCAGGACACGAGACAAUGCCAGGUCUUCUUCAGUAUGUUGGAAAUCUACAAUGAGCAGGUGGUGGAUCUGCUAUCCCGUGGUUCUCGUCCUCCUGGGGGGCUCCGGGUUCGAGAGGAGCAGCACAGGGGCUUCUAUGUGGAGGGUCUGCGUACAGUCCCUUGUGAUAGUGCAGCACAGGUGGAACAGCUGAUGGAGCAGGGCACCAGAACCAGAACCACCGCAGCCACGCACAUGAACACAAACAGCAGCCGCUCACACAUGCUCAUUGUACUACAGCUCAAACAGAUCUUACCUCAAGAGAGCGUCACCAAACAGUCCAACAUUAACCUGGUAGACCUGGCAGGAAGCGAGCGUCAGAGAUCGGCGUCGUCCGAGGCCGACCGUCUCAAGGAGGGGACGGCCAUCAACCUGAGCCUCACCACUCUGGGCAACGUCAUCAGCACCCUCGCUGACAUGGCGGUGGGGAGGAAGGUGGUGCAUGUUCCCUACAGAGAUUCAGUUCUCACGAAACUGCUGCAAUCUGCUUUGGGAGGAAACAGCCGGACUGUUAUGAUUGCAACUCUGAGCCCUGCUGACAUCUGCUACGAGGAGUCUCUGUCCACACUUCGCUAUGCUGAGAGGGCAAAGCACAUCCAGAACCGCCCCGUGGUGAACGAACGCCCAACUGAGCGUCUGGUCAAAGAACUCAAAGCCGAGAACGCCAGACUGAUGCAACGACUGAGUCGGCUGGGCCACGAUGGACGCAGCGCCGAUGACGAAACCAAGGAGAUCCGGCAGCUGCUGACACACAAUGAGCUCCAGAUCAGAACCAUUCACACUUUGUGGGAGCAACAUCUGCAGGAGGCGCUUAGGGACUGGGAGCAACAGUAUGCCAACAUCACACAGGAGAGGAGAAUGAUGCAGAUGCAUCCUUACAUCCUGAACAUCAAUGAGGACGCUCAGCUCUCUGGUGUGGUUAAGCUGUUCAUCCAGGAGGGCGAUUGGGAGAUUGGCCUCAGUGAAGCCAGCCCCAGAUCCAUCUCCAUCAAGGGCUUAGGGAUCCAGCAGCGCCACCUCGUAUUGAAGAACAAACAGCGGCGAGUUACGCUAACCCCACUCAAGGGGUCCAAGGUGACCAUCAAUGGGAGAGCGGUUUCUCAGACAACUGAGCUGCAGCACCUGGACCGACUCAUUCUCGGCUCCAACUGCACUUACCUUUAUAUCGGCUUCCCGUCCGAGAGGGUGGCUAACGACUGGAGUUGCUACGACUAUGACUACUUCCUGUCAGAGUUGGCUGCGGCUGAGGGCAUCAACUUGGGUGAAAGCAGCAAGGAUUCAUGUCAGACGGAUCCGAGUAUACUGGCCGUCUUCUAUGACUACAUUAAAUUAAUGCCCCUGGUGGCUGAAGCCAACCAGAUGAGCCAGGAACUGAAUAAGGGUGUGGAGUUCAAACUGGAGAUUAAGAAUCUGGUGCUGUCUGACUCAAAAGGACACGACCUGGAGAAAGAGAUCGUUUGCAGAGUCACCUCAAAGCACACCCAACAGGUAUGGAUGUGGUCGAAGGCAAAAUUUGUGAACCGCAAAUUCCUGAUGGAAGAAAUCUACCAGCAACAUCUGGAUGAGAUGAAAGGCGAACAACCAGGAGAGGGCCUCUCCAUUGCUGCCCUGCCCAGAGACAAAGACCCUUUUUGGGAUCCGGUCGAACCGCUGCUCCUGGGCACCGCUCACCUUUGGCUGCAAUCUCUGGCCUUCCGUAUUCCUGUGGACGAGCAACUGGAGUUCAGAAGAAGUUUCACAUUUUCUUACUUACGAAGUCAGUAUAUGUCUGGCCUGCAGGGUGUGGAGUUCAAACUGGAGAUUAAGAAUCUGGUGCUGUCUGACUCAAAAGGACACGACCUGGAGAAAGAGAUCGUUUGCAGAGUCACCUCAAAGCACACCCAACAGGUAUGGAUGUGGUCGAAGGCAAAAUUUGUGAACCGCAAAUUCCUGAUGGAAGAAAUCUACCAGCAACAUCUGGAUGAGAUGAAAGGCGAACAACCAGGAGAGGGCCUCUCCAUUGCUGCCCUGCCCAGAGACAAAGACCCUUUUUGGGAUCCGGUCGAACCGCUGCUCCUGGGCACCGCUCACCUUUGGCUGCAAUCUCUGGCCUUCCGUAUUCCUGUGGACGAGCAACUGGAGGUGCUCGGCUCUGAAGGUAGUGAGGAGGCCAUUCUGCAAGCAAAGCUGAUUCCUUGCACCUCCGAUGGAUUGCCCCUGGGCGAAGACGACAUCCUCAUCGACCCAUCCGAGCUGCUCGGUCGCCGUCUUGACGUCCAGCUGGUUGUGGAGCAGUGUUUCGGUCUGCGCUGGAUAAGAGACGCUCGCAGUCGAGGCAUUCAGAUUGGGUUCAGUCCUUUGGACAGCGUCGGUCGUCUCUACACGCCGGCUGUAUGGCACCUUAUCAACCCCGUGCUGCAUCACAAAGUGCACUUUGCCUCUUUUCACGUCUCGCAGCAGCUACUCAAGCACCUUCAGAGCAGUGCUAUGCUUUUGGAGCUUUGGGGGCUUCAAGAGGGCUGCACUUGCUUGACGUCACCUGCGGAGGGCGCUACAGUGAGCACGGACGGCAUUUUCAUCAUCGAUGAGAGUGGCAUGGCUGAUAAUCCUGCAGAUGGCGUAAAGCCGAACAGUGCACGGAGCAGACUUCAGAGGGAUCUUGAAGAACAGAAAAGAGUCAACAGCCACCUGGUGAAGGAGAAUCAACGUUUAAGAGGACAACUCAACGCAGCCACCAACGGUGGCGACAGCGGGCGGAGUCACUCGUUUCGGCCGAGUUGCGACGCAGAGUUCGCCCGCUCGCUGAAGCAGUUCUACCACAACAUGACGUCAGUCCGGGCUCAGCUGCAGAGUCUGCGCAGACGCAGGCCCAGCGAGUCAUGUGACCUCCUGGGACUGCGUCUCUUCGUGGAAGAGCACAGCGGCCUGCUGAAGGACUUCUCGGAGCAGCUGGAACAAAGCGUGUCCGCCCUCAAACACGACAUCGCCACCAUCGUCCGACGCAAGCGGGAACGAUCGGGAACUGGGUCUUGACUCGCGGAAAUAUCUGUUGAAGCUUUGGUGGGAAAUUAUUGAUUUUAUCUGUGAACCUGCAUUGUUGAACUAAGAGUAUUCGUAUUUGUACUUAAAAAAAUCUAACUAUAUUUAAUCAACAACACUCGGGGACACAUUUUUUGUUGAGUUAGGUCUGUUAGCUCCCUGGUAUUUUUAUUUUUCCUAACCAAUUAGCUAGAUUAAAUUGUGUCUUGCCUCA